UAUUCCUAUCGAAAGACUCCUCUGAGUACAGAUAAUGUGUGUGGUGUCAAUAGUAUAUAAAUAUAUACACCCUCACACACUCACACACAGAGACACUCCUGCCCCGCUGUCACUCUGUGUGUGGAUUUGCUUGGAGCAGAUGGUCAAAAAUGACAUUCUCUGGGUGGAUUCUGGCUUUAUGUCUGCUGACUUUAAAAGGACAAAGCCAAGCAACACAGGCAGAGGGAGGAAAAGGCAGUGAAAGGAACUGCUCCAUAGUGCCUCCAUACUUGCCUCCAACAGCAAUUAAUACAACUAGGCAGCUACAUGAUCUGAGAGCAGUCAUGAAAUUAUACAACAUCUCGGCCUACAUUAUACCUGGAACAGAUGCCCACCUGAGUGAGUACAUUGCCCAGCGAGAUGCCAGGUUAACCUGGAUGUCUGGUUUCACUGGUUCUUCGGGCACUGCAGUCGUGACCCAAGACAAAGCAGUGUUAUGGACUGAUAGUCGUUACUGGGUUCAGGCAGAGCGCCAGAUGGACUGCAACUGGGAACUGGAACAAGAUAUUUCCAUUUCCAGCAUCACCAAGUGGCUCAUCAAAGAGCUCAGUGAUGAAGAUCAGGUGGGAUUUGAUCCAUUUCUGUUCUCUGUAGACAAAUUUGGUGCCUACAACAACAACCUGGCUCCAGCAAAACGGAUCCUCACAUCUAUUCCUGAUAACCUGGUGGACAUAAUAUGGGCUACACGGCCGCCUCUUCCUCCUGAUAACCUUACACGUCUGCCUGAUGACUUCAUUGAGAGAACCUGGCAGAUGAAGGUGGAUCAUAUACGGGCUCAUAUGGUCAACAAUCCCUACAAGCCUACAGCUGUCCUGCUCUCAGCUCUGGAUGAAACAGCAUGGCUCUUCAACAUGCGUGGCAAUGACAUUCCCUUCAAUCCAUUUUUCUACUCCUACACACUGCUGACUCUUGAUAAGAUAUGGCUCUUUGUGCACACUAAAAGGCUGACAGAAGAAAUUAAGGUCUACUUGAACUCAUCCUGCACCCUGUCACACUGCGUACAGCUGUUUGAAUACGAGACUGUCCGAGAGCACCUCAAGAAGUACCUCACGGAGCUCGAUGUGAGAGUGUGGGUGGGCACUGAGUACACUAACCAGGCCUUGUAUGAGCUCAUCACUCCAGAGGAGAAGCUCCUGCAAAGUGAAUACUCUCCAGUGUUGACCACCAAAGCAAUCAAAGACGAGACUGAGCAGAAAAUCCUUCGAGCAGCUCAUGUAAGAGAUGCUGUAGCAGUCAUGCAGCUCCUACUUCAACUUGAGAGAACUGUCCCUGAAGGCAAGGAGACUGAGCUUACUGCAGCAGAGCUCGUCAAUGUGUACCGCAGUAUGCAAAAAUUCAGCAAGGGGCCAAGCUUUGAUACCAUUUCUGCAAGUGGACCUAAUGCAGCUCUUGCCCAUUAUAGUCCAUCUAAUGAAACUGCAAGAAAGCUGACAACAGAUGAGAUGUAUCUGAUUGAUUCAGGAGGGCAGUACCUUGAUGGUACAACUGACAUUACUCGCACCGUGCACUGGGGUUCACCCACUAAAUUUCAGAAGGAAGCCUUCACAAGAGUGCUUAUGGGAAACAUUGAAAUAUCCAGGACCAUCUUUCCAGCAGGAACUAGAGGUGUCAACAUGGAGAUGCUAGGGCGCAGAGCCUUGUGGGAAGUCGGUCUGAAUUAUGGUCAUGGUACAGGUCAUGGUGUGGGAAACUACUUUGGAGUUCAUGAAUGGCCUGUUGGUUUUCAGUCCAAUAAUAUUCCAUUCCAGCAAGGCAUGUUUACAUCUAUUGAACCUGGCUAUUACAAAGUGAAUGAAUUUGGAAUAAGGAUCGAGGAUGUUGCUGUUACUGUUCCAGCUAAAACAAUGUAUGGCAAUAAUUACCUGACAUUCGACACCGUGUCACUGGUCCCCUAUGACAGAAAAUUGAUUGACACUUCGAUUCUCAGCCCUGAACAGCUCCAAUGGCUAGACACAUACUACCUGACCAUCCGAAAUGCAAUGGGUCCAGAGCUGAUGAGGCAGGGUCUGACGGAUGUCUAUAAUUGGAUGAUGCAAAAUACAGAGCCAUUUCUGAAGACGGAGUCUUCGGCUGCCGUCCCCUCAAUCUCACUCCUGCUGCUACUUCUGUCUAUAGCUUUACUGUAGAAUCUCCUAUAAAUGUCCCACAGCUUUACUGUCGAAUCUGUUAAAAACACAAUCUGUCUGUUCAUAACACAUCUGCCACCACUCCUUUACACUCAAACUGCUGAUCAUGGUCACUUAAGCAAUUUCUGUAUGUCUCAACCCCUUUUUAAUAAAGGUAAAGAAUCAGCCUAAUUGGAAAAAGGUACAUAAAAAGGUCUUCUAAGACAUAAUGAAACCGAAUUUUUACAGUCUUUACAUGCACAGUAUAAAAAGGCACAAAAUUAAAUUCAAUUCUGAGCAGUGAUAGGAGGCAAAAGCAACUGAUGACUCAUACCUGGAAAAAAGUCAAUGCAGUAUCUCCUGAGUAUUUUUAGCAUUUAAACUGCCGUGAUAAUGAACAGAAAUGGCUGUGCUUGUUUCCAGUGCAGCAGAGCUGGGCUUUUAUUCCUGUUGCUGUUCAAAUCUCAAUCUAGUUACUGUUUUGUGUAUGUGUGUGAUGAAUUUGAUUUUGAGUUUGUAAUUUAUAUGGACAGAGGGGUACCUCUAAUAAUCAUUGAUGAUUUGAUAAUUUAUUAAAGAAUAAGUGUAUUUAAAAUCUACAGAGUCCAUGUGAAGUUUUCAAAUGCACAAUAAACUCAGAUUUUACUCUA
Molecule: messenger RNA, 2794 nt
Organism: Tachysurus vachellii
Lineage: Eukaryota; Metazoa; Chordata; Actinopteri; Siluriformes; Bagridae
Gene: xpnpep2
Product: X-prolyl aminopeptidase (aminopeptidase P) 2, membrane-bound
Exons: 21
Coding region: 150-2165 (671 amino acids)
Molecular function (GO): metalloaminopeptidase activity
Source: RefSeq, a predicted model, not a curated record